Baudoinia panamericana UAMH 10762 is the source of this 3017-nucleotide messenger RNA. RefSeq lists its product as uncharacterized. NCBI's taxonomy places the organism in Eukaryota, Fungi, Ascomycota, Dothideomycetes, Mycosphaerellales, Teratosphaeriaceae. Bases 413 to 2782 code for a protein of 789 amino acids. Gene Ontology annotation, molecular function: RNA polymerase II cis-regulatory region sequence-specific DNA binding; DNA-binding transcription factor activity, RNA polymerase II-specific. Gene Ontology annotation, biological process: regulation of transcription by RNA polymerase II. The record is from RefSeq and is a predicted model, not a curated record. The transcript is spliced from 2 exons. Gene Ontology annotation, cellular component: chromatin.
GAUGGACAGCGGUCUGGACAUCUCUCAGAGGUCGCCCACAUUGAUUGGUGUCGGUCGAUACGCUAGCAAGGCUGCAGGGUAGCCGGUACAUGUAGGCGAGGCUGAGCAGCUCUCUACUACUUCGGUCGCCUCGGUCUGCUGCGCCCAUGAACUACGUCCCGUGAAACUGCGUCACGGCGUGUGUACCUACCUACCUCCAAUUUCGCGCAGGUACAUCCCGGCGGCAAGUGGUCGCGAGGGUUCGUAGUUUCGAUUUAGGCGCGAUUCCUUCGUCUGACUACUCCGCCCACCUUCUCGUGGCCCAAGCGCUGCCAAUCUCGCGCGCUCAUUGAACUCGAGCCCUCAAGUCACUGCGUUCCGAGUAUAGCAACACAUUCGUUUGUGCCUGGAUCGAGCAUUAUCGCGCACAACAAUGUCUGCCCCGGUGGAUCAGAUGGGCCGUAUAAUAAGGCGCUCGCCCUCCGCCUCACCUCAUCCGCCGCCUAAUGCUGCCUUCACCGGUUUGACUAAUAACCACAACCACAUCGCCCACGACCACUUCAAUCCACUCAACGCACAGGGAGCCUCAGGUGCCUUCGGCGAUCAGAGCUUCACGCAAGAAGCGAACCUCAAGUGGUCCCUCGGUCCCACAUAUACCGAGUUCGAGCAGCAAGAGCAGCAACAGCUGGAGCAGUCGCAUACCGCAGACAUCAACAAGCACACCUUUCUACAGUCCGCAGGGCUGUCAGCGCAAGACUACGAGCACUUGGGGCACAGCGGUCCGGGCGGCGAUCACCUCCUGCCCGGUCUGAGUCAGAGUGCGGCCCACGCCAACACGAGCGCAUUCCCUUCCUACGACCUCAACCAGACAUCCUUCGACCAAAGCGCAUCUUUGGACCCCUCACUCUUGGCCGACCUGGACGCAAACUUUGGCGGUAGCGUGCAGAACAGCGUGGAGAAUCACACGGGCGCAUUCGACUCAAUGGCCACGAUGAUGCCAUCCCACUCGCCUACUCCGCCGCACCUUCUUCCGGAAACGAACCACCGGCAUUCGCAGAGCCCAAGCCCGCACGCAUCACCUAGCUUCCAGCAGCUCACCUUCCAGAACAUGAACCGGCCACGGAACACAUCCGAGUCAUUAGACCCCUCGAGCGCAAUGUACGCGCAUGUGCAGAACGAAUGGGCGCCCAUGGGCGCAUACAGGCACAGGCGGAUACCGUCGGACAACAUCUCCGAGCUGUCAUCACAUUCGAACCAAGCCUCACCUUACAUGAGCACUCUCGACAGCUUUGAGCCGAACGCGCAUACUUCGCCGCUGCUUGACGCAACUAACGACCCGAUAUUCACUGGCGACCUGGGCUUCCAAGGCAUCUCUAUCAGCGGUGACAACCAGCUCCAGCACCAGCACAAUUAUAUCAGCCCAGGCCAUUCGCCAAGGCUACCACCACAACAACAACAGCAACCGCUACCCGCCUUCACCUCGGACGACAACUUCGGCCUGAACACAGGCAUGAACGGUCAUUUUGUGCAGCAACCAAAUGGCCUAGAUCUGUACCCUGGCGCCGGGCACGAGCCGUUUCCGGCUUUGCCGCAGAACCCAGAAGGCGCAGCGGAUACGAUGAGCCCACCGGAAAUCAACAUUGACUAUGCGCCGUCGAAUCCUGUGGAGAAUGUGAGGCCCGGAAACGCGGAGGACACGCUUAGUCCGCCUAUGCGAACCCAAAGCCGCAACCGCAUGCGUGCAAAGUCAGACUCAUAUGCUGGCGGAGCACGGCCAUCCACUCCCGGGUUUUCUGGUCGCGGCCGGUCACCCUCCCUACAACCGCAGCAGUCCAACGCCAGCGACUUACUCGUACCCUCGGACAACCCGCCUUCGUCACGAUCGCCAUCUCCUGUGCGUGGUCGGAACGGCUCGGUGGGAAACCGCGCGAGGAGCUCGAGCCACACUUCCGACCAACGUGACUACAUCCUCGGUCUUGCCGAGCCUGAGCGAACCCCAUCCACCGGCGCAGACAGGACCCGCGGCCAAAGACACCCCGCCACCUUCCAAUGCACACUCUGCCCCAAGAAGUUCACACGAGCCUACAACCUGCGCUCACACCUCCGCACACACACCGACGAGCGACCCUUCGUCUGCACCGUCUGCGGCAAAGCCUUCGCGCGCCAACACGACCGCAAACGCCACGAAGGCCUUCAUUCGGGCGAGAAGAAAUUCGUCUGCAAAGGCAACCUCCAAAGCGGCGUGCAAUGGGGCUGCGGCCGCCGCUUCGCCCGCGCAGACGCGCUCGGCCGCCAUUUCCGCUCCGAAGCCGGCCGCGUCUGCAUCAAACCUUUACUCGAGGAAGAGCAAGCCGAGCGGCAAAAAGCGUGGAUGGACGAGCACGCCCACGCACAAGCCGCGGCGGGGUUCGUCGCGCCCCAGCCCAUGCUCAACGCGCCGCAGAUGGAUAUGCUAUUCCCCACCGCGCUGCUGCAGCAGUAUCCCGCCCUGGCGGGGAUCGAUUGGAAUGCCAUGCCGCAAGGUCCGCCGCCGGAGGAGGAGUACAGUGGGCGGAGCUCUUUUGAUGCUUCUAGUGGUGGUGAGUAUUAUGAUGAUAUGUCUGAGAAUGAAAUGGGUGGUGUUAGUGGUCGUGGUGGUUAUGCUGAUCCGGGGAUGGGUGGGAUGGGAAUGAACCCGAUGAGCGGGAUGGGGAUGGGGCAGACGAUGGGGAUGGGCCAGGCGCAAGCGGGGGGUCAUUUUCAGUAUGGCGUUCAGGGUGGCAAUCAGGCGGGCGAUUAUUUGAGCGACUUCGAAGGUCGGUAAGGAAUUGUCGGCAGCGGGCUGGUGUUGGUUGUUAGGCGCGCGCCUCUGCAUACAUUGAGGAACAUGCGAACCCACGAUUUUAUGGCGACGAUGAGGCUCUUGGCGUUUGGAGAUUGAACUGACGUUGAGAUACCACUUUCGCUAGCAUAUAUAUGGCAUGACAUUUGCAUGGUAGCUAACUUGUUGCUCAAGAAUACAAGAGCAAGAUGGAAACAAACUACUGGGCGUUGUGUCC